This is a messenger RNA of Gallus gallus (chicken), 12681 nucleotides long. It is a transcript of the gene ATXN7, whose product is annotated as ataxin 7. The transcript has 9 exons. Lineage: Eukaryota; Metazoa; Chordata; Aves; Galliformes; Phasianidae. The coding region runs from base 6291 to 8540 and encodes 749 amino acids. The record is from RefSeq and is a predicted model, not a curated record.
GGAGGGCUGGGAGCUGUGCAGCAGCUGGAGGGGUGGAAGGGACGAGAUGGCAGAGCCCAGCUAGCACAGACAGGAGGCUGGAGGCUUUGGCAGAGAUUUCAGUGCAGCCAGAAGUGGUUUGUAGUCUGGGUGCGUGUCCAAGGAGAGGAGGGGAAAGAGAGAACACAGGGGAAUAGCUAAAAAGGGAAAUGUAAAACAAAGAACUGAAGUAUAACAUGUGGAAAAGAAAUAGAUGAAGACAAUAAGGAGGAAGCUAAAUAAGGAAAGCAGGAGAGAAUGACCUCACAGAAGGGAGAAUGAAGAAGGUAGAUUAUUGCCUUUAUUAGUCUGUAUUGGGGGAGGAGUGGAAGAAGAAAGGAGAGAUGUAAUUAGAACAAAAACAAAAACAAAACCAGAAGUUUUUUCAGUAGCGUUUCUGUUUCUUAAUGUUUUGGCAGCACUGUGUGUAAGUGUGAUUUGUGUAAUGUCAUGGCAUUCUCAGACUCAGCAUGUUUUGGGGGAGAAAAUGGUUUUUAGUUGGGACGCUUCUCCCUGCUUUAUGAAGCACUGACCAUUGAGAAAGGAGAUGGAUAAAUGCCUUUGUGUGCACCUACCUGUCUGUCAGAAUCAUUUUCUUCUACAGUUAUUUUGCUUUUCUUUUUGUCUGAUUUUCUUGGAGUACUUAAAAGUUCUCCUAGUAAUUAAUUGCAGAGAGUAAGAAGUACAUAGGAUGUGUGCAGCUUUCUCACAGCUUUUGCAGCAGAGCGGGAAGAGGAAAGCGUGCCAGUUCUGUAAGUGGAGAGGAGAUGAGGCAGUGCUCUAGAUGGAGGACAGGUAUCCCUGCAGGGCCCACAUGAAGGCAGUGUUUUGGAAGAACUUCACCUGCUGCCUCAGGAGGUGUAGGGGGUAUUCUGAAAGCUACAGUCUCUCACAUACCUGCAGGGCACAAAAAUUGCCAUCAGAUGUGUACAUGCAUGUCACACUUGUGGGAAAACUUAAGACCAUGUAAUUCCUACUAAUUUAAAAGAAAUCAAUAGCAAUUUGGUUUUGGGCACAGCCGCAGUGUACACAGGCUGCUUGUACUUAGCUUUUGCUUAGGCAUUACAUCAAGUAACUUUCAGUUGUUAUUUGUUUGCUUAUUUUCCACCAACAGUUGGCUCUGUUUGACUUUAAGUAACUUGCAGCCAUUGACAUCAUCCCUUUCAUUUUCUUCCCAGGCAAUGGGAUACAUUUUACAUCUCACAUUUGAUACACUAAGUCUAGAAACUAGCUCUUUUAAGAGAUUACCAGAAGAGGGAGUGUGUAUCACUUCUUACACAGUGAAAGCUCUACCUUUAUUGAUGAAUAGCCAUCUGUAAUCACAGUGAGUUUUAAAAAAGUAGUAAUAUAAACUGCAGGCUAGCAUUCACUUUCAAAAAAGUACAGUUAAUGCCAACUUUAAGCUUCUCAUCAAGUUUGGUUAACAGUUUAACACCAGAUAGUUGUAUCCAAGUAAUGUAAAUGGUCUUGGAGUCUAUUCAGAUUACUACAUGUUUUAUUGUGUCCAGCUGCGCCAAAGAUUCAAGCUGCUUUGCAAUAGCUGUCCUGGACUGGCUCUUGUAGUACCCAGCUCUGGAGGAGCUCUGUAACAAUGUGAAACUUGGAAACAACAGCAACUAUAUCUAUUUUUUUUUUAUGCAGGAAAUAGAAACAGAUAAAUACGUUAUGAAAUUUGACAUUAGUCUGUGUUACUGUUGUUGACUGUGUUUCAUUUAUUAGGUACUUCAGCUGUGACAACCAAAACGCUUAAAAAUCCUAUUAUCUGUUAUUGAUGAAGCAAAAAUACACAGUAGUGCUUGUAUAGAAAGUCAAGGUUUUACCCUGUAUCUUUUAGUACACGUGUCCUAAUAAAUUUGCCUGUUCUGCAAUGUGUGAGAGAGCUGCUGGCCACAGAAGUUGCAAUUACAUUCAAACUAGUUUCUCCAGGUUGUAUUAGAGAAAGAAGAGCUAUCAUCAAGAGACUCUUGUCCUCUUUUCUGUUCUCUGUUCCAUAAAUAAUAAUGACUUGCCCAUGUUGGUAUGAAACUCUCACUCUUCACAGUGGUUUCUAAACGAUGCAAUUAGACAAAGUUCCUGGAGAGUUAAAGCAGUUUCUACAUAACUGAGUUUUUCCUGACUCUUUGGCAAGAUUGUCAGAAAAUCUUUAACUCAAAACUCUAUACAUAGUAGCUUUCCAAAGGUAGUCUUCCCUUGUAGCCAGAUGAUCUGUUAAUGUUUUUACCCCAUAGGAUUUUGUUCCUCCUCCAGGUAGAAGUUGUAUUGUGCUGGCUCCUCUGUGUGACCCUGCAGGCUGCCAAGAACCUGUAUGUCUCUCUGGCAGUCAGAAGCCCUGGCUUCUGCAGUGUGUUGCAGCUCAUUCUGUUCGGUAGGAGAUGCAACACUUUCCUUGUGCUCUUGCAUCUCAGAGUCUGAAGCUUUCAGAUGUUAAUGGAUUUAUUAACAGAGCUGGGUUUGAGCUGAUCAGUAAUUUCUUAUUGUAUAAUGGUGAUGGUUUUAAAAGCUGUUCGUUAGCAUUUGUAGAUACUUACAUGGAAUUCAUGGCUUGUCUCCUUGCUGAGAAGAAAAUUGGCUCUAUCUGCUUUGUUACUACAUGGCUGAAGUCUUUGUUUGAGUCAGUAGGCUAAGCAUGUUGAUGUUCUUACAACUGUCAACUGUAGUAAGAUCUGCUUAGUGAAGUAAUUGUUUUCCAUUCCUUUCACGUCUCUAGAUCAUAGAGGGAAACCUUACGGUCCCACUCUGGCCCUUCUCAUUGUUGACACUCAUUCUCUUCAGUUUCACUUUGGCUUUCAAUCUAUGACAAGCCACAUAUAACCAACCUUGGUGGUUUCAUGACUCUGUGAUAACUAUAUACAUUCCUGGAAAUGUAUCAUGUUGGCCCUCUCCUGGACUAUAAAGUUUUAAACCAAUAGCGUUCAGUCCCCUCCCAUAGUGCCAGGUACUCCUUGACCAAAGGUCACUGUGUGGGUCACAGAGCUAUCUACCAUUUAGCUUCUGAAAAUACCUGUGAUGGCUUCAAUAACUACAGAAACACUGUAAGUCUGUAUGUGUAUAUAAUGUUGCAGGGGUUGAUGCUUCCAUGUCAGUUGUCACAGAAUGAGAAUGACAGGCUGUGUCACUUAGAAACUGUCCACUAUCAAAAGUCCCUCUAUCCUACCUGCUUUAAAAGCUGCUCCAGAUAAAAAUCCACUGAUUUCAAAAUCCAUUGUCUCAUGGUUCUGAAGGGCAGGAAUUUCAUUCAUAGUGGUGCUUCAGAGUGCUUCUCUCCAGAUUUGGAGAAAAAAUGAGACUUCAGAGACACAUCAGAAGCACUACUUUACUUGUUAUAUAGUUCUGCUGCUGUAUAUGGUAAGGUUGGUUUCAUGGUGUUGCGGCAUAUGGUGGGGUUCUUUCACUGCACAGCAGCAAAGUGGUUUUUCCAAGUGACCAUGAUGGAGUUCUCAAUGGAUCAGCUGUAAGAAGUUUGGUGUUGACUCGAGGCCUGUUGUUCCCUUCCUUCCAGGAAGAAUAAUAAUAGUAACCCAUAACCAAACAAUCUCUUUGAAGCAAAAUAUUUACAACAGAAUCAUUUUAGAGGGUACUAAAUGUAAACCUAGGCAGGCUGCAGUGUAAGCAAGCCCGCUUUACGCAGUGUUGAUAUCAAUCAGGUGAAAUUCCUUGCAAAUCUGAAUCUUAGAUACCCCUCAAAACUUCCAGGAUCUAGGCAAAGUGACCAUUAUCACAGCUCACAACACAGCUCUUUGUCAUGGCCAGUUGUUUAGGAGUUGCUUCAGCCCCCAGCCCUUUCCCUGUGAUCAAGGCGCUUCUUAAUACUUGCUGCUGGUCGCUCUGCUAAUUGCAGGCUUUGGCACAAUGAGGCGUGCAGUUUGGGAGGCUGUCAGGUCUCUGAGCUGAUCAUUUUGUCUUUGUUAGGGAGGGAGCAGAUGGUGUGAAGGUUCGAGCAGAGCAGUCAGGACUGGGGGAGAGGGCAGGAACGCUUCUUGCUGCGGCACUGCUGGUUUGCACCAGCCAGCUUCAAGUGUUGUGAAAUUGGUGCCUGAGAUUGCUGAAUUUCUAGAGAGGAUAAAUGAGCUGUUUCAUGUGCAGUGGAGGUAAUGAAACCUAGUCUGUGGCUUUGUGCUGUGUGUUUUGCCAUCGCUCACCCUCCCAUUGCAACACCUCCUGCCCAGUGUGCACACAGCUUCAGGUUGCGUGUUGUGUUGUGUUUUGUUUUUUUGCCUCCCAGUUUAAUAGGACAUAUGCAUGCCGCUUCCAUACUGGAUGUGUGUGCUUAGUGACAGCAACACACAUGGUAUAAACAACUUGCCAGGUUUGUGUGUUCAGUGAGUAAAUGUAGAAAGGAGGGCACUGAUCCUGCUGUGUUAUCCUGAGACACAGGAAGCAAACUUUAUUCUUUUGCGGUUGACACUAUUCCAAUUGUCCUUCUAUUGGCUGCUUUCUCAUCAGCCAGGCCCUGGGUGUCAGGCUCUGCAGCACAGCACAGCAGAGCUGCCUCCCCCCACCUCCUGCACUGAAUGAUUUCAUCAUCCCAGUGCUCCGUAUAACAGGUUGCUUUUAUGAAGUCAGAUUACUUUUCAACUUAUCAGAAUGCCCAUUCAGACUCCCCAUUUAACUGCAGCACAUCCUUCCAUUCGUUUCAAGGUGAAAUCCCCUAAACGCCGACUGCAGUUGCUCCGAUGCCCUUGUUCUUUAGAAAAUAGUAAAUUAGAAAAACAUAAAUGCUGUGUUACAGCAUAGAUGUCAACGAUCUCAAUCUUUGCAAGGCAUAAAACUCAGUGCAUUCCCAGCAGCCGUGUGCUGUCAGCCGGCCGCUUGCUUUCUCGCCAUGUGAAUGUGCCGUCAUGCCUCUCGCUUCCAUUCCAGCCCCGGCUCUGACACCCAGCUGCUGGGUUCCUACUGAUUGGACUCUUUGUCCUCGCUCUCACUCAGAAGGAAGACAACUUACUAUAUUGUUCCAGGCUGGAAUUGAAUGGCCCGAUCUCAGUCAGUUUAUUUGUGGAACAAGAAACAAAAUAAGUUACUCACCCUCUUGGUCCUAAAAUGAGAAUAGACCAAAUCAAAGACUAAGGAAGGAAAAUUCUAGUUGGUAAGAAAACAAACACAUCAGUGCUGGCUCCCCACAUGGUAGUUUAAAGUCAAGAGUUUUGAGAACCACUAAAAUCUGUUGGAGUCUUACCCAGUUUUAAUGAUAGGUGUCAAAUAGAACAGCACACAGCAGCAACAAAGCCUCCAAAAACACGCACGGCUGCUACUGAUUUUGGCAAAGGAGAAAGAUGGCUUUUUAAAACAGCUCAGUGCAGGGAAAUGUGUGUAUGGCCGAGCUGCCUUUAAUGAACAGAUAGGUGCUGGAGCUGUCGGCUGCUGGAGCAGCUCAGCGAAAGAGGAGCUGAUUGCCUGCAGAGAUGUGGGAAAGUUGGUGUUCCAGAAAUGGGUUUGAGGAUGUCGUAUUUCCUUCUGAGCUUGUUAAUUGGAGGAGGAGUCUCCAGGGUUUUGCACAUCUUUGUAGAAACAAAAAAACAAAAAGGCAAAACCAGCCCUCCUGCAAUGAUGCUUCCUGCAUCUGACUGUUGCUCAAGAGGAGGUAAUGCACCGAGCAGAUGCACGAGUGUGUUUGCAUAAGUGCAUGCAUAUGUGCCUUUCUCUUAGCAAACUUUAUUUAAGUGGAAAAGUGACUUUUUUGCUUUAAAAAUGAAUUUGAAUGGCAUUUGAUGAGAGGAAAGGCCAGAAACUUUAGCUUAAGGUGAUGGGCAUUUAAAACAAGAGCAGAAGCCACAAGCAAUGUAUUUCUUCCUAUUUUUUUUUUUUUUUUUACUGUCAUCAAGUACCACUAUGCUUUCUUUUCUCUUUUCUUCCCCACUUCCCUUCAUUUCCUUCUGCUUUCUCUUCAUUUCCCCUCCUCUUUUCUCUUCAUUUCCCCUUCAUUUUCCCUCUUUAGUUUCCCCCUUUUGCCCUUUUCUUUCCUCCUUUACUCUCUCUGUUUUUAAUCUUUCUGCCCCCCUCCCUUUUCUUUUUCCUGUGCUUUUUUCUUUCUUCUUAUUUUUUUUUCUUUCUUCCUUCCCUCUUUUUUUUUUUUUUUUCCUCUCGUAAUUACUUAAGAGACGCCCCAGCAAACAGUAAUAGCAAGGGGAAAAAAAAGCAGCCCAGCCUGCAGUGGGCGGCCCCGCCGCGCAGGGGGCCGCAGCCCGGAGCUCCGGGCGCCUGCUGGGGCCGCUGCCGGCCUGCCUGCCCGCUCGCUGUGCAAAUGGGAGAGCGGCUUAACCUCCGGCCCCGCCGCGAUGGCCAUCUUCGAUCGCCGCCGGCUCCACCUCCCCGCCCCGCUGGGCCGCCGCCAGCGCCGCCGCGACUCCAGCGCUGCCGGAGAAAGAAGACACAGCUCCUCCAGCAAGCCGCCUUUGACUCCUCCCUCCUCUUCAGUAUUUUCCCUCAUUUCAUCUUUCCCUUCAAAAAACAAAGGUAGCGGUGGAAGUGGGAGCAAUCGUUCAUCCAGUGGAGGUACUAGUGCAUCAUCAUCAUCAUCAAGUUCCAAGUUGUUGAAAUCACCCAAAGACAAGCUGCAGAUCAGCGGAAACAACAGGUUAAUGCAUCCGGUACAGCAUAGCAAAGUUCCCCAUGAUAAAAUUAUGACUCCAUCUGUCAAAGUGGAAAAGAUUCAUCCAAAGAUAGAUGGUGCCCAACUGAAAGCUGCUGUUGGUCCAACUUGUUCUACUACUGUGAGUUCCUCAAUAAAGACUGGCCUUAAUUGUCCCUCAAUACCAAAGCCACCCUUGCCUUCCCCUGGACAGAUACUGAAUGGUAAAGGUCUUCUCUCUGUGCCUCCGUUUUUGGAAAAGAAACCUGAAGAAAAUACAAAUAAUAGGAAAUUUUUACAUAAAAGAUUGUCAGAGAGAGAAUUUGAUCCUGAUAUCUACUGUGGUGUCAUUGAUGUGGAAACCAAGAAGCCCUGUACUAGGUCUUUGACAUGCAAGACACAUUCCUUAACGCAGCGGAGGGCUGUACAGGGUCGAAGAAAACGAUUUGAUGUGUUGUUAGCUGAGCACAAAAGCAAAACCAGGGAAAAGGAACUUCUUCGACAUUCGGAUCAUCAUCAGCAGAUGCCCCCUCUCAGGGAACCACAUCCCUCACCUACUAAAACUUCCCAGGAGCUGCACCAAAAUUCUCAUGGAGUUACUCUUACAGAAUCAAAGCCUUUAUUACCUAAUAAACCCAAACCUCACCCCCCCAGUCUUCCAAGGCCUCCAGGCUGCCCAGCCCAGCACAGUGGAAAUGCCCCUAGCGAUUCUCCUUCUGUCCACGAGUCCCCUCACCCUCCCUUGCCUGCAGCUGAGCCAGCAUCUCGGUUAUCCAGUGAUGAGGGAGAAUGUGAUGAAAAAGAAGAGCCUGUUGAAAAACUGGAUUGUCAUUAUUCAGGUCAUCAUCCUCAACCAGCCGCUUUUUGCACAUUUGGUAGUCGGCAGAUUGGAAGAGGUUAUUACGUGUUUGAUAAGCGGUGGAACCAUAUUCGAUGUGCACUUAACUUCAUGGUGGAGAAGCAUCUUAAUUCACAGAUGUGGAAGAAAAUUCCACCAGCAUCUAGUAGCACAGCAGCAGUUCGUGCACCGCACCGGACAAAUGCGAUGCCUGCUUCGCAGUAUGGGGUCAGCACGACGGGUUUCCUCCUCCCCACCACUGUUAUGUCCUCUCCAGCUCUGGUGUCUCCUUCCUGUACGUCUCUGAACAAUAAAUCGGUACCAUCACAUGGAACUACACUAAAUGCAAAUCCCGCUACCUUGGGUGCAGUGGAUCCUGUCUGCAGUAUGCAAUCAAGACAAGUGUCUUCGUCCCCUUCAACACCUACAGUGCUUUCCUCUGUACCUUCACCUAUGCCCAGCAAACCUCAGAAGUUGAAAUCCAGCAAAUCUUUUAAACCUAAGGAAUCUUCUGCUGGCAGUGGCACCUGUAACAGCACCGGCAGCGUCAGCAGCGGCAGCGGCUCAGGAAAGAAGCGUAAAAACAGUUCCGCACUGCUUGCACCUUCUCAUUCCACGGAGUCCUUUAGAAAAAACUGUGUGGUUAACUCUGGAAACUCUGGGACCUCCUAUCAUCCGUCGGUGACAUCUUCGUCCCACAGCGUUGGCCUCAAUUGUAUGACUAGCAAAGCUAACUCCGUUAGCCUCAAACAUGACCAAUCAGGGAGGGGUCCUCCUACUGGAAGCCCUGCAGAAUCAAUAAAAAGAAUGAGUGUGAUGAUGAACAGUAGCGAUUCCACUCUCUCCUUAGGGCCAUUUGUUCAUCAGUCCAGUGAGCUGACUGUGAACUCGCACAGCGGUUUUUCACAUUCGCAUCCUUCCCUAGACAAACUAAUAGGGAAGAAAAGAAAGUGCCCACCUGGUUCAAGCAGCAUAAACAGCAGCAGCAGCAGCAAGUCAAACAAAGUUGCCAAAUUGCCAUCGGUGAAUAACGUUCACGCAAAACACACUGGUGCAAUCCCAGGGACACAAGGACUGAUGAACAAUUCUCUUCUUCAUCAGCCAAAGGCACGUCCCUGAUAGCUGAAUAUACCAUGGUGAGAAAAGAACUGGACAGUUUUCACUACAAGCAAAACCUCCAUCUGGAAUUCUGGACUCCAAGAUGCCUUGAGUUUUCCCAGCUUCCCAUGGUCCUCAGGUGUGGAAAUCUACUGGACUGUCACUCAAACAAGGAAUUUCCCUGAAGCCAUGUCUGUAGCAGUGAAAAUAUACUAGAAAUGGACACUGGAUGAAGUUCAGCCACACAAUUGCUCUUAUCAGUGUUAACGGUGGUCUGGACUAGUUUGCUACGAAUCUGUGAGAUUUUACUUACAGGAGUACGUCAUCUUGCCACUAUUUGAUAUAGAUUGGCUGGGCAGAGGAAUGUUUUCUGGGGGGGAAAUAAACAUUACUGUGGACUUAUUUUUAUACUGAUGGUGUCUUUUGUAGGUGAUAGCUGCCAGAUGGACACUGUCAGCAGAGGGGACCCCGCAACAAGGGGCAAAAAUGCGUGAGGCACAAUGGAAAGAAGCCCUCGAGAAGGGAAUAUGGCUUUAGUGUUUUUAUAGCAACGUUCCUUUAAUGGAAUAUAAAAAUAGCACAAUUCAAACAAGCAGUCUGUGUUUUGCCCAGCCUUUUGCAAGUCAUUUGGGAUAAGAAGGUAUCAGGAGUUUAAAAACAAACAAACAAACGUGAAAACACCGAUAGGAGCAGCAAACAGCAGAAACUUGUUUGAGGCCACGGCUCAGAAAACAAGUAUAAAAAUGUUGUGCUUGGGUGAGACAGAAAUUAUUUUUUAUUCUUUUGGAUAAGAUCUGAUUGCAGAAGAAAACUAAAGUUAAUCGUUUUUUAAACAGUCCAAAAAUAUGAAGCAAAGGCAAAUAACCUCUAGAACUAUGUGCCCAAAGAACGUAUUUCUUGACCUUUACUGUAUGCCAUCAACCUUUGUUAUUUGUAAAAUAACAGCCGUGUUGGUUAUGUGAGGCUGGGUUGGCCUUCCAGCCUGUAAAAAAAAAAAAAAAAAAAAUAGCCCUUUUAAAGUGAAGUAUUUAAACUAUUUAAAUAUUUUCUAAAAAAUAGUAAUAAUAAUAAUAAUAAAAGUCACUUAUUUUAUGCCUUCUUUGUAGAACUGAAGCGUUAAUGCUUUCAACCACUCAGAUUUUGUUUUAUUUCCCCAGAAGUGGGGAGUGGAUGACAGCUGAGUUCUUUGUCAGGUGCAGCUGUGCACAUUGCAGCCGUUGUGCUCCCGCCUGGCGCUGUGAGUCCGGGGGCUCUGCACGGUUCUGUGCACCCACUCAGUCUGUAGGAAAUGUUUUGUGUUGCUUCAGGACACCUCGGCAGUGAAUUGUGCUCAAGGGCUCGUUGUAUUGGGGUUCGGUUCAUCGGGGUUCUUUUGUUAAGUUUUUAGGUAAAGUCUCAAAACGGACUGAACUUUUCUGAAGGGGCAAAGCCAAGGCAAACAGAGUAUUGACCAAGAAGACAUUUUUCUGCCUUAAAGGGGCACCAGCUGUCGCUGAGAACAGACAAUCUGAGCCUGUCACGUUGUUCCCGUUGCCCAGCCUUCCCCGUUGCGGUGGCAAGUUGUACAUCAGGGAAUCCAAAGCCACUACCAGUAGCAGUCGCUGAGUUGUUUACCUGACGAUGCUUUCAGUUUCACCUGAACUUGCUACAAAACCGGUGUCGUACAGCAAAGCAAGCAGCCUCUAUGCAGACACUCGAGCUUUUGAAUUGAUGUAAAAGAUCACUCUUAGAAAGCGGCGUGUUAUAGACUCUUAUUAUGCAAACUUUAAUUUAAAACAAAACAAAAUCCCAUGCAGCUUUUCAGGAACAGAAGGAUCUGUAAUCAAUAAGGCGCCCUGCUGCAAGGGUUGUUGGAACCGUGAUUGGUUUAACGUGAAAGGAACCAAAGUAUUGUGCCACAAAGAGAAAUCAAAAUGCAUCGUUAAGUCCCGCACGUGUGGAGUGAAAUCCACGCUGUGAUGAAAUCUCUGGGGCAGAAAUGUCACUUUGGGAUGGUCUCAGUCACAAGUGCAAUUCGACUCUUUUCAAUACAGAGGAGACGGCAAUUGGGCAAGAAUGGGAUCCCGUGAGUUUGUGACCAAACUCGCCCUGUUUGUAAGGUUCUGUUGAGCUGAAAGCAUAAUGGCAAACUCGUGCUCCUCCGGCAGCACUUAAAGUGAGAGCAGAGCCAGGCUGGAAGCUGCCGGAAUAGUGGGCUGCAGCACUGUGGGUCCGUCUGCCCGCGGGCAUAGAGCUGCUUCCAUGUUAUGUUUUAGACGUGGGUUACAAGCAGAGCGUUGUUCCUGGAGCUUCUAACGUCCCCUGCUUCUGACUGUCAAUAACGAAGGAAGCUGAAAAUCAAUUUUCCUUGCAAAAAUGAAUUUGCAGUGGCUGGGUUGUUUCUAGACAGAUUUUGGUAUUAAUUUAAGAGAUACACUUUUUAUAGUCUUUCCGACUUCUCGUUAUGACUCCUGCAGUUUUCUUAACCUAAAAAAUUGCUGCAAUGAUGAACAAAGAAUUAUACAAGAAAAAAGAAAAACAUACUUUUGUAUCUUUAUUUUGGAAUUUCUUGUUCUAUUAUAAAUAUUGAAGUAUCCCUAUUUCAGAAGACGUAUUUUGUUAAUUGAUUGUACAUAUUUAAAUAUGUAUUUUUGCACAGGUCUUUUUUUCUGAUACCCAGUUUUGGUACAAUUGAGAUCAUCUAGUAUUUAUUUAUUAAUUAAUUAAAAAAAAAAGGCAAAAAAAAAAAGAAAAAGAAAAAGAAAAUACCUUUUCUUUUAUAUAUAUAUACGUGUGUGUGUGUAUAUAUAUAUAUACACACAACACACACAUAUAUAUAUAUGUAAUAAUUUGAAGUGGUUCACUGCCAAGCCAAUAGCAACAUGCCUACUUUGCAACUCAAGGGAUGCCUCCAUGUGCCUGGAGCCACAUCCCUGCCACGUCCCUCGCUCCGGCGUUGCUUCUCGGUUGCCUGAUUCCCAGAGGACUCCAUUUAGUGACACACUGCUUCUCUUUUCUCGGUGUUGGUGUGUGUGUGUGUGUGCGUGUCCAUGUGGGUCUCAUGUGGUUUCAAACUAAUGGAAAAACUGAAAGUGCCUGAUAUAACUCGAUCUGAGCUCGGACUGUUGAGACAGCUUCUCCUUAAAUGACUUGAAUGUUCAGUUGAAAUCUCGGAGCUUGCUUUUUCCACCUAUAUAUAAUACAUGUGUGUGUGUAUAUGUGUGUGUGCAUAUAUAUACAUACACAUUGAUAUAUAUAUAUAUAUUCUGAAGUUGUUAAGAUGGAUUGACAAAAGGAAAGCAAACGAUGCUGGUAACUUUUGUAAGAUGUUUCCAUUGGAGUACCUUGUGUAGGAACAAUCCCAUUGGUAACGCAGAGGGGGAGGAACGCCAAGAGUUUGGGCUUACUUUAACCAGCAGUUGAUGUAACCGUGUCGUUUGGGGCAGGAAGGGGAUGGGGGAUUAUUCAUCCAUAAGUGAAACAAGUUAGGAAAUGUUCAAAGCGGUCCAUAUUCGGGGAAAAGAAAACAAAAACCCAGUAAGUACCUCUCGACACCACUCAGAAAUAAAGAAAGGUGUGAUUUCCUAAUGACAUUUCUAAGGCAGUUUGUCUUCCUGUAAGAGUUCUCUUGCCAAGGAAUCUCUCAUCUCUCACUCGUUCUGUCCCGGAGGAGGGAAUCGGGCUUGGAAAGAUUCGUCACGUUUUGCUGUUCAGCAGAAAAUGAUCCUUUUUUACAUUUUGUGCGAGAUAUUUUACGUUUUAAAGAUGGUAAUUUUAAAACUGAGCACUACAUAAUGUCAAUGUGAAUGUAGGCCUUGAAAGCAUCUUGCUCGGUGUUGAGCCUGGUUCUAAAAGCAAUCUCCUGUGUACAAUGUGUGAAUAGUUUGAUAAUUUGUAUACAUAAUCAAGAGCAUCUGAUCAGCUGAACUCCGUGUUGGCUGCUGUAUAGAACAUGAACAAAUGUCAUGGGAUAGAAAAAUUACUUUGGAUAUUUAAAAGAAAAAUAAAUAUAUAGUCUAUUUGUUUUGUAACAAGUUUCUGUAAAUAAAAUAAUUUAUACUAUUUAUAAGAAAAAGUUGUGCUUUGCUUCAUGACAGAGAUUAGUUUGUUGAACAAACAUGUUACUAAACAAGGCAAUAAAAUUAGGACUUUUCAAUAAAUGAGGUUGGUUGCAUGGAACGCA